Molecule: messenger RNA, 4244 nt
Organism: Cydia fagiglandana
Lineage: Eukaryota; Metazoa; Arthropoda; Insecta; Lepidoptera; Tortricidae
Gene: Rab3
Product: ras-related protein Rab-3
Exons: 6
Coding region: 471-1133 (220 amino acids)
Biological process (GO): regulation of exocytosis; protein secretion; protein localization to plasma membrane
Cellular component (GO): endosome; plasma membrane; synaptic vesicle
Molecular function (GO): myosin V binding; GTPase activity; GTP binding
Source: RefSeq, a predicted model, not a curated record
CAAUCCGCCAUCUUGAAUUUUCUCCCCAUGUCACAGGGAACUCGGCGGACGUAACAGCUGUGAGUGCGUCUCACUGCUAAUCCCUAACUCUUUUUUUUAAACAUUAAAUAGUUUGGACACAAACGCACAUUUAUUAAACAAAAUAAAAAUAAAGCAAUAUACCGCAAGCACCGUUUUAGGAAGUGUGUAAAUACAAGUGAGUUACGACAUAAAAAUUAUCAAGUUAUCGAUUUUAUAUAUUUCAAUUCGCUGAAUUUGUUAGUGCCGUGCUCCGGGUUAUAAUUGUUGUAGUUACUUCAUUAUUGUAGAAUAUUUUUAAAGUGAGGAGAGUGGGACUAGGCGGGUAAUCAAUAAGCUGUUGGAGAUACGUCGGGUGGUGCGAAAGUUACAGCAGCGGAUCACUGUUACGCCAAAUCGUACACAGCGAUAUAAAAAAAUAAUAUUACCAUUUACUGCAGAACAAAUAUAAGAUGGCUGGUGGCGGAGACCCGAAAUGGCAGAAAGAUGCGUCGGAUCAGAAUUUCGACUACAUGUUCAAACUUCUCAUCAUUGGCAACAGUUCUGUAGGAAAAACCAGUUUUCUGUUCCGUUACGCGGAUGACUCAUUCACAUCAGCAUUCGUAUCGACGGUGGGGAUCGAUUUCAAGGUGAAGACGGUCUUUCGCCACGACAAACGCGUUAAACUUCAGAUAUGGGAUACUGCAGGACAAGAGCGCUACCGGACCAUUACAACGGCAUACUACCGAGGAGCCAUGGGUUUCAUCCUCAUGUACGAUAUCACCAAUGAGGAGAGUUUCAACAGCGUGCAAGAUUGGGUGACGCAAAUAAAGACGUACUCAUGGGACAAUGCGCAAGUGAUCCUGGUGGGCAACAAGUGCGACAUGGAGGAGGAGCGUGUGGUGAGCGCGGAGCGCGGCCGCCAGUUAGCUGAGCAGCUAGGCGUCGAGUUCUACGAGACCAGUGCUAAGGAGAACAUCAAUGUUAAGUCUGUGUUCGAGCGCCUGGUGGACAUAAUUUGCGACAAAAUGUCAGAGAGCUUGGACUCUGAGCCGGCCAUGCUUGCCGGAGGAGCCCGCGGCCAGCGCCUCACAGAGCAGCCGCAAGGGAACACGAACAGCAACUGUAACUGUUAAUGUACUGUCAAUUUUAACUGGGCUAUGGCUUGUGAAGGAGCUUUUGAAUCUGUAGCGAUUAGCACUCGUGGUAGACGCGGUGACGCGGUCGUAAAACUAAUAAGUCAAUAUUAUCCUCGUGCACAAAAUCCAAUUUGUAAGCCGAUACAUUUAUGAGGUGUCUGGCGACCGCUUAGUCGUUUGCCUGUUAAAGUGAACAUUUAUUCUGACGGCAUCUAGAAGUUAUCCAUCAGAAUGUAACUCACACGACCUUGUUCAAGCAAUAGGACCAAUCAAACACUCGUUAGUUUUGUUCGAUAUCGUUAGCAUUAUUUAGCACAGUUGAAAAUUAUCUGAUUCUGUAAACGCUUUUCGUAUACACAUAUUCUGCUACGAGUGCUUUGUCCGCUGAUUUCUUUAAAGCUACCUCCAAAAAUAAACCAAUAUUGAGGAGAGAAUAAAUAAAAUAUAGUUAAUUUACAAUCAAUGUUAUACAUUUCUGUAUUCGUAAAUGAAUAACCCCUUACCGUUCCAUAAUCAUGACGUUUUACCACUACAUAAUUUGUCACAGGACAUAUUAGAUUUUAACACUUAGUACCAUAGAAUUAACACUUAUUUGAACGAAAAAUAUUAUUAUUACAAAUGUUAAAACUUGUGUGUAUCUAUAUAAUAUUAUUGAUUAUCUAUAGGUGUUAGGUAGCUAUAUAUAUUGUGAGCUGGAGUAGGGAUCUGAUACUUCUUAUAGCUAGUUGUUAACCGCCUGAUGGUUCCCUUCAAUUAGUUUUGCUCUCGUUGACUAUGUCUAGCUGUUUAUUUUUAGCUAAAUAAUUAAAUGUUGUGUAUGGCGAUGUAUAAUUGUUUUAAUGUUAUUAAAAUUAACAACGAGAAUAAAACAAUUAGGGAUUUGAUUAUCGUGUUAUAUUUACAUCAAUCACUACUUAAAAUCAACUGAUUACCAAUCCGCUUGCAGCAAUAAGCGUGGUGGAUUCAUUGUAAUUAUGGGCAAAUAUUGAACCCAAAAUUGUAACUUGCAUUUAAAGUUUAGCGAAUGUUAGUAAACAUGUAUUAAAAUUCUGUUAAUGCUUAUUUUUUCAACUACUAUUCUUUUGAAGCGAUGAGCAUAGCUACUUUAUUGAACAUUUAGGUAUAAGUAGCUAAAUUAGUUGUUGACUUCGUUGUAGCUAAAAUUUAUUUUGGCCUGCUAUCUAAUCGUAAAUCGGGUACAUAUUGCUUGUACUUAGCGUUCACUUUGUAAAUACGUUAACCAGUGUAUAAAAUAAACUACUGUAUAGUAUUAUAUCUACGUACUAUAUAAAUCUGUUUGUAUUCUUGUUACUACGCUAUGUUAAUACUAAAUAUAGGUGUUUAUUUAACCACUAAGAUAAGACAUGUUUUAGUUGUAUCCUUUACUUUCAUUGCAUAAUUUAUAAUGAUACUUAAACCGUCUAUAACGACCGCGUGUAGCAAUUAUAAUAUGUACUCUUUAAGAAUUGUACUUACCUUCUUACUAACUUGGCUGGCAUGAUGACCCAAAAUGAGUCUUGGCCUCCAACACUUUAGCACGCCAAUAUAAGAAUUGUAGAGUACAGAUUUCAUAUUACAAAAUAUCUAAUACCUACAUUACAUAACGUUACAAAAGCAUAAUGAACAACGCAGUUUUUAUUUCUCAGUUUUAAUAUAGUUAUUCGUCUUUAAUAUUACAUUAGCUUUUAAGUGUCUGUUUUACAAGUACUUACUGUAUGAGUAAGUACUUGUAUAAGUAACGUACGUACUUAUGAGUAAGUACGUUACUUAUACAAGUUUUCGUAUAAGUAACGUACUUACUCAUAUUGUCGUUAUGGGCGGAUCCCACAGUAUUGUGUAGGUAUAUGUAUUCGGCGUGUUUCCUCAUGUGAAAAUUACAACUAGGUGUAUCUGUAGGCGACAUAGACAAUACGAUUUAUAUCAAGUUAUGUUGAAACAUGAGCACAUUUAUUUUUUUAGGAACUAAUCAUGUAUUGUUUAGAUAUUAAUUAAGAAUAAGUCAUCAAUUUCUUUGAUGUGGUCAAACCGAACUAUUAAAAAUACGUAUCUACUUCAUUAGAUGACUAUAUUUUGAUUGCUUGAAAAAGCAAUUUGUAAAAAAAAACACAAAUGACGUCGCCAAAUUUAUUGAAAGUACAAUAGAGAUUGUCUAAAGCAGAAUUAAAUUUAUUAAAACCUACAAUUAAAUUUCAUCUUAUGAUUCUUAUGAAUUAGCAAUAGAUAAAAAAAUUAUUAUGUUUUUAACAUUAUCUAGCAUCAGCUGUUUCAACACCUGGGUUUUAAAAAUAUUAACCCUUUUCCAGGCCGCACCAAUCUACAAGGUUUCCCAAAAAAAUGCAAAUAUAUUUCAAAUAAUCCAGCUAUGAUGCCGAUGAUCCAUUUAAAUAAAAGUCACAUUUCCCGAAAAUGCAAUCUAGUUUGAACCUUAAUUGGGAAUGAUAAAGUUGAAAUUCUGUUGGAGCACAUGUGGUCGACAAAUCGUACUAUGCCUAGAAAAGGGUUAAAACAGCAUGUGUCAAUUUGACUUAAUCAAUUACCUACCAACAAACUACGACGGGAAAAGUCAUCAAAAGAAAUUUAAAACAGUCGGAGAUGCUAUUUUUACCGGCUGUAUUGCAUGAAACCUUUCCUAUGUAUAAAUAUUACCUAGCAAAGUGAACAUUUGAUCUAGUUAUUUUGAAGGUGAUGAUUUUUAGUAACAAAUAAACUGUAACUAUGGAUAUAGUUUCCCCACGUUACUAAUGCGUGGCGUUGCCGGUGGAAAUGGGCUUAAUAUAACAGUAGAGGUAUCGUAUAUAGCAGUGUGUGUGAGUCCUGUAGCAGGGCGUGAAAGGCAUAUCGUAGUAACGGGCUUUAGUAGAUUGUGUUGAUUAGCAAAUAAUAUUUAAAACAUCAUAUUUUCACUAUUUUUAAGUAUUAUUUGCAGAAUAUUAUAAACUUAAUGAACGUUUUUUCACACAAAUUUUGACUCGAUAAGCUGCAGGAAAGAAUUAAACUAGUAGUAUUCAUAAUUGUAUGUUAUAUAAUAUUUGUUGUGUGUUAAAGGAAUUAUUUAAAGAUACACCCGUGUAAAAGAUUCACGAAUAUAAUUAUAUAAAUUAUUAAAUA